Tetrahymena thermophila SB210 is the source of this 369-nucleotide messenger RNA. Its product is annotated as autophagy protein Atg8 ubiquitin-like protein. The transcript has 3 exons. NCBI's taxonomy places the organism in Eukaryota, Ciliophora, Oligohymenophorea, Hymenostomatida, Tetrahymenidae. The record is from RefSeq and is a predicted model, not a curated record. Gene Ontology annotation, biological process: cellular response to nitrogen starvation.
AUGGACUCAAAUAAACGUUAUAAAGAUCUUCUUAGUGAAGAUUAAAGAAAAUCAGAAUGCGAAAAUAUAAGAAAGAAUUAUCCUGAUAAGAUUCCCCUCAUUAUUGAGAAGCAUCCUAAAUCUAAAUUAGAAUAAAUAGAUAGGACAAAAUUCUUAAUUCUUGAAAAGCUUAGAGUUUAUCAAGUAAACACAAUUAUACGUAGAAAAAUGAGUCUCAAUAAAGUAGAUGCUCUCUAUCUCUUUGUUAAUGAUAAUAUUCUUUUAAGAGGAGAUUAAUGCUUAAAAGAUGUUUAUGAAAAAUACAAAGAUUCAGAUGGAUUUAUUUAUCUUUCUUACUGCGAAUAUAGUUCUUUUGGUAAGAAUAUCUGA